Messenger RNA from Juglans microcarpa x Juglans regia, 2069 nucleotides. RefSeq names its product alpha-farnesene synthase-like. Bases 97 to 1821 code for a protein of 574 amino acids. Gene Ontology annotation, molecular function: magnesium ion binding; terpene synthase activity. The transcript has 7 exons. The record is from RefSeq and is a predicted model, not a curated record. Gene Ontology annotation, biological process: diterpenoid biosynthetic process. NCBI's taxonomy places the organism in Eukaryota, Viridiplantae, Streptophyta, Magnoliopsida, Fagales, Juglandaceae.
CUAUAUAGCUCAGCGUUGCUAUCUUAACGUUAACUUUGCUAGUUUCUUCAUUGGCUAGCUAACCAGCCUUUUUUUCUUUUCAAGUACUCGAUCAUUAUGGACUGUAAGAAACCAGUGCUGCAAGACGAGCAGCAAACCUUACAAUUUCAGAUGAAAUCUGAAGCUUUUAAUAUAAUACAUCAAAGACGGUCUGCCAAUUACGAACCAAAUAUAUGGCAAUGCGAUUUCCUGGAAUCACUUGAUAGCAUUUACGAUGAACCGGAAUGUAAAAAACGUGCAGAGAAGUUAAUAGAAGAUGUAAGAUCAGUUAUAUUUGGAAAAGCUGUAGAACUUGACUCCCUGGCUCAGUUGGAGCUGAUUGACAGCUUGGAAAAGUUGGGUUUAGCCGGUCACUUUGAAGUGGAAAUCAAGGAGGCGCUAGGAAUCAUAGCAAUAUCCAUGAAGCAGAAAAAUGGGAAUCUUAAUGGAGAUGAUGAUCUCUACGCUACUGCUCUGUGCUUUAAGCUUCUCCGGCAGCAUGGCUAUGAUGUUUCACAAGAUAUGUUUAGCAACUUCAUGGAUGCAAAUACGGGAGCAUUCAUCAGGAAAAGCAAACACGAAAAUAUCAAAGGAAUGCUGGAGCUCUUGGAGGCCUCACAUGUAGCGUUAGAAGGUGAAAACUUUCUGGAUGUGGCUAGAGAAUUCUCAACCACAACUCUCGAAGAAACCCUUUCAAAUUUAGACGGUUUCCUUGCGAAGCAGGUGAUCCAUGCAUUGGAGCUUCCCUCACAAAAGAGGGUGCAAUGGUUUGACGUCAAAUGGCACAUCGGUGUCAAAGAAAAACACAGGGACAUGAACUCUAUUUUGCUUGAACUUGCUAAACUUAAUUUUAACAUAGUUCAAGCCACGCUCCAAAAAGACCUAAGGGAACUAUCCAGGUGGUGGAGGAAUCUGGGUCUCGCGGAGAAUUUGACUUUUGCAAGAGAUAGACUUGUCGAAAGUUUCGUCUGCUCGGUGGGCCUUGCGCACGAACCUCAGCACAGCUGUUUCAGAAAAUGGCUAACAAAAGCCAUUAAUUUUAUACUGAUAAUUGAUGAUGUCUAUGACGUUUAUGGCGUAUUGGAAGAACUCGAAAUCUUCACCAUUGCCGUAAAUAUGUGGGAUGUCAGUGAAACUAAAAUGCUUCCGGAGUGCAUGCAGAUUUGUUUCCUAGCACUCUACAAUACGACAGAUGAUUUCGUCAAUGAAAUCCAAAGAGAGAAGGGUUGGGACCAGUUAUUACCAGUACAUGUAAAGAAAGUGUGGACAGAUUUUUGUAACGCAUUAUAUGUGGAAGCAAAGUGGUACACCACGGGCUACACUCCAUCCCUACAGGAAUAUCUAAGCAACGCAUGGAUUUCAUCAUCCGGCUCUGUGUUGUUUGCCUAUGCGUUUUUCUGUCUAGAGCAUAAUAAAGUCAAGAAAGCUGAGGAAUACGAGAAUUUCAUGGAGAAAAGCAAGGACCUCCUGUAUAAUAUAUCUGUCAUAGUUCGACUCUGCAAUGAUCUGGGAACUUCAUCGGCCGAAGUUGAAAGAGGAGAUGCUCCAUCAUCAAUCGUAUGUUAUAUGAGAGAGAAGAAUGUUUCAGAGGAAAUGGCUCGGAAGCAUAUCAAAGGCAUGAUAGACGAAAGCUGGAAGAAACUAAACGGGGAAUGCUUAACGCAGAUGCCCAUGCAGCUCAUGCAAACAUUUGUGAAUAUCGCACGUGUGGUGGAGGGCCUUUAUCACAAAGGAGAUGGGUUUGGUGUUCAAGAUGGAGACAAGCGGAACAAAAUCAAGUCCUUGCUACUUGAGCCUCUCUGAUGCUCGAUCUAGUACUUGAAUUGAAAUCUCAUGCAUGUUAUAUAUAGGAACAAACAUCCUGGCUAUAACGCUUUGGAUUAAACAUACUUAGAAUCUAAAUAAAGAUGGUUUUGUGCGUGCCCUUGUCUCUGUCAUUUAAAUAAAGAUAAUUAGGGUCAUUUUAGUUUGUGAUCUUUGAUAAAAGUACCGAUCCAUCUGUGUUAGUUUUCUCAUGUGAGUUCACAAAUAUAAUCUGUUGUUUAAAAAUA